AAUUGAUUAGCAGUAGAUUCAGGACUAAAGAAAAACGCACCUUUACCCAAAUGCAGAAUUAACAGGUUGUACCUAAUGCUAGUCAAAGAGACUGUGUCAGCCUGUUGCAGCAAAACCAACAAGUAUUGUGGCACCUUAAGAGACCCAACAAAUUUAUUACAGCAAAGGUUUUCACAAACUCCAGUCCAUGAAAGUUAAUGCAAUCAUAAAUUUGUUAGUGUUUAACGUGCCACAAUACUCUAUUGUUGUUUCUGAAUUCAUACUAGCCGCUUGCCACAGAAAGACUAUCCAAGCCACUUGCAAAAACUUGAAGAGCAUAACAUACAUUAACCAUAAAAUAAAAAAGAAGAAUGCAUUACAGUGCAAUUACAACAAUCUAUAAAACAGACCAAUAAAACAGCAGCAAAACGCAUACCAUAAAUAGACAGCAAAAUCUUCAAAACCCAUCAAAUGUCUCGGAGAAAAGGUUAAUUUUUACCUGAUGGCGUAAGGAUGUUAAUGAUUGCAGGGAGACCUUCAGAGGAGAAGGGGGAGGCAUAAUCGAAAUGGCCCCCUCUCAAGUGUCACGAGCUCAGACUCUAUUAAUGUUGGCAGCACAUAUUAUAUAGCUUUUUAAAGAAUACCCAAAGGGCGUUACACACAUUGCCUGGUUGCAUUUAAUCCUUGCAACAACCCUGAAAAGUAGGCCUGCAUUCUUAUCCUCAUAUUGCAGACAGGUGGUGGUGGGGAGACUGAGAGGGGCUUCGCUAAGGCCGCCUAGGAAGUUCUUGGUCCAGACGUGUUUUGAAGGAGGCGCUUCCUGGUUCAAAGCCCAAAUCUCUUAGGUCUGGUUUGGGAUGAAGCAAAAGAAGAGGUGGGCUUUCAGGAGAACUGACCAGGGAAAAGGCGAUUGGAGGUUUUAAACCAAUGGGUCUUUGCAGGUCCCCCCCCCCCCAAACCCGGCUUCAAAGUCCACAGUCAUGGAGUUUCCAGUGAUCAGAUGGGAUCAGCAAUCUGGCGUUUUAAGACAAAGGCAGUUGCUUCAGCCUUCCGAUAACGGAUACUGACAGGGCAUGAAGAAGGCACCCCCAACUAGGCAGCUCAACUGCGCAGAAGCAAGAGUGACCUUUUCUACAGGCUGGCACGAGUCACAAAGCACCAUGGAGCAGCAGGCCCCCAACAUCCCACACACCUGUGUGGCAGCUGUGGUCAUCGUCUGCACCAUGGGGGCGAUGGAUGUCUACCUGGUGGAGCAGAGCACAGGGGCCCGGCGCCUGGGAGUCGGCGCCCUUGCCCUAGCUGGGGACCUCUUCUUUUUGCUUGUGCUGCGCUACGCAACCAUGUGGGUAGGCAGCGAGGUGAGGCCGGCCCAGCGAGGCUACGCCAUGGUGCUGUGGUUUCUCUUUGCCUUCGCGCUGGAGAUCAAGCUCUACUUCGUCUACCAGCACUACGCAACCGAGGGGCGGGCGCCUGACCCGCUGGCCCGGCGCACCCUGACCCUCCUGCUCUCCAUCUGCAUCCCUGCCCUUUACACGGUCCUUGGAGCCACUGAGCUGGUGGCCCAGGCCUCCGCCAGCUUCCGGAAGAAAGACGAACUGCGCGGGCGCCUCUUUUGGGUGGUGUUGGACCUGCUGGAUGUGCUGGAGAUCCAGGCCAGCCUGUGGGAGCCGCAGCGGCGGGUGCUCCCCCUGUGGGCUGAGGGCCUGACCUUCUUCUACUGCUAUGGCCUCCUGCUGAUUCUCCCUUGCGUCUCGCUAAAUGAGCUGGGGGUGCAGGGCCCUCGCCCUGGCGCGCUCUACCCACUCCUGAGUCUGGCCAGCGUCAAUGUGGCCACCAUCUUCAUCCGCGGAGGGCUGUUGCUCCUCUGCCAUGACCAGCGCAUCUCCUCCAUCUUCAUGGGGAAGAACUUCUUGGCCAUUGCGCUAAAGUGUUGCGCUGCCCUCCAGCACCACAGAAGCACUCGGGGCAGAAGGGAAACAGGCCACAGCCACAUCCGAGGCAGCCGGGGCCUUGGACAUACUCAGCCAAUGGAUGAGCAGCUCCGUAGAAACACAGAUGAAACACACCAUGGGCACCUGACACCUGACAGGGUUUGCAAGUGUGCUCAGGCCACGGCUGGCAUGCCCUAUGGACACAGCCCAGGUGAACCACCGCAAGCGAUGGCUGAAGUCUCCUACAGACAGCCGCAGGCUACAGAAGAACAGUUCCACUGCUGCGUCCAAACCACCAGUCACCAGCUCCACAGACACUGCCACCUUAAAAGCCAAGGGUCAGAGCACUGCAGGCACACUACUCAACUUUCCCCAAGAGCGCCACCAGCCGCCACUGGUCCCUCCACUUCCAGAGGACUCAGAACAGGUCAGCACAUACAGCUCAAGUCUGUCUGGGGCGGACUGUGAGAUAUCUUUUCUGUGAUGCUGUCUGGCAAACAGCCUCACUUUUCUCUUGGGUGCCCUCACUGGGAACAGAGGACCAAAAGGGCACUGGGUGUAUCAGCAAGAGUGUAACAACAGAACCUGCAUAGGGGGAGGCUGCCUCUACAUUUGCUGUGAGAAAGCCACACUUCAUUGACACACUUUUUGCAGGGCAUCUACACAACCAAAACAACCCUCAUCUCAUGUUUUCCCUAUUCAACUUCCUCCCCUCCACCCCAGCUCAGAAAAUCCCAUUUAAACAUAAAAAUGGAUGCUACACACUAUUUUCUCAGGUGUAGAUAACCCAGCUGUUGCAGCCUAGACAGGUCAAUAAUGCCCUGUACAGAUUGUGCUCGAGAAAUGUCCUUCUCUAUGGUCUGCCUCUCCUGUCUAAGAAUCACUGCCGUCACUUUAGCUCCUCCCUCUCCAAAUAUUAUUGCCUUUGUAUCAGUCCCCACUCCCCUACUUUGCAGUAGGAGAGUGCAGCUAAUGGUGGGGUGGGAAUACUUAACCUCCCCUCGACCCAAUACACACACCAUGGCCCCAAUAAAAAUGGCCUCCUCCGUAAUAUAUGGGACUGGGAUACAAGGACUGCUCGCUUGGACUACAGUAUUUUGUUUGGAUUCCAGAAGUCUGGAAUUAGAUACUGUUCAGGUUCUGGCUUAAAGCAGAACGGCAAUGAUCAGCUGCUGCUAAAUCAUCCACAUCUGGAGGCACCUUCAGUCACCUGAGCAUAAUGGGCACAGAAGAACUAGGAUCUGCUCUUAUGUCUUGGGUUCCUAAUUUUGUUACAGUAAUUGAUCUGCACCCCAUAAGCUCAGAAACAGCAGAGUUAAGUUUUGUCACAUGUGUCCUUAGAAAUCAAAUCUCACAACGUGUGCUUCUUCAAACUACAAAGGAGGUCUGGGAGACACAAUCCUGCUGCCGAGGGAGUGGGAAAGUUUUUUCGCUCUUGCAGCCAGCUUCAUUUCUAUCUUCUAUUCUCAAAAUUGCCAAAACAGUUUCUUAAAGGAAAUCACCACUUCCAUGUCCCUUAUCGUAAGAAAAGCAGCUUAGCAAAAUGACUAACCAAACUACGUGGCUGUGAUUCACUCUAUUUUGCUUACGAUCGGAUAAGGAUUGUAUCUGAGCUGGGGGUUCAGCUCCAGAACGUGAAGCAAUAAAGAAGAGAGUGCCUCUAA
This is a messenger RNA of Podarcis muralis (Common wall lizard), 3574 nucleotides long. Its product is annotated as transmembrane protein 121-like. NCBI's taxonomy places the organism in Eukaryota, Metazoa, Chordata, Lepidosauria, Squamata, Lacertidae. The record is from RefSeq and is a predicted model, not a curated record.